AUGGCUCAACAUCUCUCAAACGUUCAGGAAUACAAAGAAUUCCUCGACAAGUUCGACGUCUUUCUUUUCGACUGCGAUGGUGUUAUCUGGCACGGAAAGAACCCAAUUCCUCAAGUUAAGGAGACGCUUGAUUUGAUGCGUUCUAUGGGCAAGAGACUCUUCUUCGUGUCCAACAACUCUACAAAGUCUCGUCAGACUUACUUGAAGAAGAUCACUGACCUUGGUAUUGAGGCCAACUUGAAUGAGAUUUAUCCUAGCGCUUACUCUUCCGCCGUAUACAUUAAGAAGGUGUUGAAGCUUCCUAGUGAUAAGAAGGUUUUCGUUUUCGGCGAAAAGGGUAUCGAAGAGGAACUUGAUGAGGUGGGUGUGGCCCACAUUGGCGGUACCGAUCCUUCUUUGAACCGUAAUAUUACCUCCGCUGACAUGGAUACCAUUCGUCCUGACCCCAGUGUUGGUGCUGUUUUGUGUGGUAUGGAUACCAAGUUGAACUACUUGAAGUACUGUAUGGCUUUCCAAUACAUCCAGGAUCCCAACUGUGCCUUCCUCCUGACGAACCAGGACUCUACCUUCCCUACCAACGGCACAUUCUUCCCUGGUUCCGGUGCUGUUUCUUAUCCUCUUAUCUUUUCCUCUGGUCGCACUCCCAAGAUUCUCGGCAAGCCUUAUGGCGAGAUGAUGGAUGCCAUUGAAGCCGGUGUCAACUUUGACCGCAAGCGUGCUUGCUUUGUCGGUGAUCGUUUGAACACCGACAUUCAAUUCGCCAAGAACUCUGGUCUUGGUGGUUCUUUGCUCGUACUCACCGGUGUAAACCAGCUCGAACACUUCCAAGGCAAGGAAGAUGCUAUUGUGCCCGAUUACUACAUCGAGUCCCUUGGCCAUUUGGCCCAGGCUGCUUCCUUGUAA
Molecule: messenger RNA, 903 nt
Organism: Schizosaccharomyces japonicus yFS275
Lineage: Eukaryota; Fungi; Ascomycota; Schizosaccharomycetes; Schizosaccharomycetales; Schizosaccharomycetaceae
Product: 4-nitrophenylphosphatase
Exons: 2
Coding region: 1-903 (300 amino acids)
Molecular function (GO): phosphoglycolate phosphatase activity; phosphatase activity; alkaline phosphatase activity
Source: RefSeq, a predicted model, not a curated record